Paramecium octaurelia is the source of this 2015-nucleotide messenger RNA. NCBI's taxonomy places the organism in Eukaryota, Ciliophora, Oligohymenophorea, Peniculida, Parameciidae. The record is from the annotation of a GenBank genome assembly.
AUGGGAAAUUGUGUUUAAGAGAGAAAACCUUAACAUACUCUUUUUGAUGCUCAAGAGUUAAAAAAACUUAAUCAAGUGUUUGAUCAUUAUUGUGAUCUUCAAACUGAGUAUCAUUAUAAUAAUCUUUAGUACUCGCAAAAACAGACACCUAUCAUAGUAAAGCUUUGAGGAAAUCUUUGUUGAGAAUGCUGAUCUUGGUAGAAAGUUAUUUCGCUUUCUAGAGGUAUAUGGUUAAAAGGAAAAAUAUAUACACAGAGAUGUGUUGUUUUACAUUUGUAAUUAUUAUUUAAUAACGAAUAGUGGAGGUUCUAUUAAAGGAUGCCUCAUCUGUAAAUGAAUUGAAAAACUUAAAUAAGGUAGAACUAUUCUCACUAAUCAGCUUAAAAUCAAGUCAAUAUAUUAAGAAUAAAGAAGAAUUACAUUCUUUUAAAAUCACAUAUUUAGAUGCUAUUACAAUAAUAAAUGACAUUCUCAAAAUCAGAUUGUAAGGAGAUAAUUUUUAGAAUAUUGAUGAAAAAGCUAGCAGAGCAUUCCUGGAUUCAAUGUUCAAAUCAGAAAAUGGAAUUAUUGAUUGGUUUGAGUUGAUAAAGCAACUUAGAAUUCGUCUUGGUGGAUUAUCAGGAGCCAUCAAAUAAUAUAUGAAAACUAAGUUCUUCUUAUUAGAUACAGUAAUGGUAGUGCCCUAAAUGAAUACAACAUCAUAUUUAUUAAACGAAGAUCUAAUAUUUUAAUUGUAGCUUAGUGCCCAUGAGACUAAAUUAAAAGGGGCAAUCAAAUUGGAACUGUUAUAUUCCAAUCUAGUCCAUAAUGGAGGAUUUAAAUAAAUGAUAAAUAAUAUUAUUCAAUCUGGAUUACCAACACUAAUUUUAAUCUAGCAUGAGGAAAUUUAUGAAGCUCUGCAUGACAAAAGCAAUAUUUAAAAAACGUAUACUUUUGGAGCCGUCUCUAAUCAAAGAUGGUUUGAUACUGCAUAACCUCAAGGUGAUAUUAAAGACUGUAUCUUUUCUUUAUAUCCUUACUUUGUUGUUUAUUAAGCCAAAAAGGAUAGAACUGCCAAAAAGAACUUUUGUUACCUUAACACCAAAGACAUUUCAAAGCCUUAAGGUAUUGGUUUUGGAUUUGAUGAUGAUAAAUUUAGAAUUUGGAUUGACAAAGACCUUAAUAAAUCUACCUGUUCAUCUGAGGAUCAAAGUUAUGAAAGUGGGGACCUUGUCCAUAGACAUAUAAAAAAAUUAAAGGUUUUAAUUUUAAGCAAAUUUAGAUCUCAGUCAUUGAAGUCUGGGGAAUUGUGCCUCCUGCUAUUGAAGAGUAGUUGGAUGAUCCAAAAAUUGCAAAUGCUGAAUAAGAGUUCCAACAAUUCGAAAUCAAUAACUAUGAGGAGGCUGAAAAUUAACCGUUAGAGUAAUAAAUUCAUAAAUUCUUAGCUCAAAAGCUGAUUAUUAUUGGUCUAAUAAAUAAUAAGAAGUGAAGAUUGAAACUACAGGAACCAAUAGUUUUUACUGGAAUAAUGCAUAAACUGCUAAACCUACUCUUUAAUACCAUUCAAGUCUUGCAAAAAGCCAACCCAUUAUUAACUCAUAUUCAAAUUAACACCUAUCAUCAGAAGAGUAAAAAAUUGCUGAUUAACUUGUUGGAAAAAAUAUAACUAAUAAUUAUUAGUAAUAAGAAGUGGUUACUCAAACUAUUAUUACAAGAAGAAGCAAUCUAUAAAGGCCAGUUUUAGAUUUUAAAUAUUAAAAAAUAUAAGAACCAGAAUUCAUCCCUAAGAAGGAUUUUGUUGAAACUUAAAGCUAAAAACAGUAUUAAUUUGAUAUACAAUUUAGUGAAAUUUUUGGAACUAACAUUAUUGAAUCAUAAUAUCCUAGAUAGACAACUAAUGAAAAAGUGUACUCGUCGGCGUCAAGUUUGAAUUAGUCAAAAGGAAGAAAAACUGCAGACUAAAUUAUUUAAGAUUAUGAAUCAAGAAAAAAUAAUAGAAAUUAUUGAAUAAUAUUUGAUUCAUAAUAUGAAUAUCA